Messenger RNA from Candida albicans SC5314, 2367 nucleotides. RefSeq lists its product as uncharacterized. The record is from RefSeq and is a predicted model, not a curated record. Lineage: Eukaryota; Fungi; Ascomycota; Pichiomycetes; Serinales; Debaryomycetaceae. Bases 1 to 2367 code for a protein of 788 amino acids. The transcript has a single exon.
AUGUCAUCAAAACUCCCUAGAGCAACUCUAGCUCAGAAAUUGCAAAUAAUAGAUUAUUAUCAUAAAUCAGAUAGGCCACAACUGGAAACAGUCGAUAAAUUUAAGAAUGAGGUUUCAAUUUCGACAUCUUCAUUUAGUGAAUGGUUAAGAAAUGAACCAGAAUUAAGGAAAAGAUACAAUCAAGCAGAUUUCAAGUUCUCUAAAAACAGCAAAAGAAAAGUGAAAUUCAAAUAUGGAGAAAUAAAUAAGGCAAUGGAUAAAUUGGUGACUGGGAUGAUAGAAAGGAACGACCCUAUUACUGAACCAAUACUAAGACAACAUUGGGCAGUAUAUGCGCAUCAGUUUGGAGUUGAUGAUCCAAAGAGGUUACACAGUUUUAGUCAUGGUUGGCUUAGUCAGUUUAAAAAACGACAUGGAAUCAAUAAGAAGUCAAAAAAUGGUUCUCAAAGAAAUACAACAAAUGGUGCACCCAGAGAUGACAAUGUAGGUGCUUCUGAUUCAAUUGAUAUACAAGAUAACGCUGAAGAAGAGAAUGAAACAAAUAGCUAUCAACCAUUGGACGACCCCGAGGUAGAAGUGCCUGCAGUGGAAAACCAAAAUUAUGACCCAAAGUUUUCCAGCAUUAGCCAUGAACACAAUAUUCGGAAUCCAACUGAAAAUAACAAUGAGCCAAGAACGAAAAAGUCAAGAUUAAAUGGUCGAAACAAUGUGUCACAGCUUGAAGCGAAUUCGAAUUAUGAUUUGUUAGCUCAACAACGACAGCAUUCACAACCACCAUCGCUACUACCCUCACCGUCCCCCAACUCUGACCAUUCUCAUCAAUCACAACAAUUCAUGGAUCACCGACGUCGAAAGAGACGCCAACUGCCACAAGAACAACAGCAAGAACAAGACCAGCAAGAGCAACCACAACAAGCACCACCACCACCGUCACAACAACAACAACAGACAAGAUUACAAGAUGAUCAGAAUUCAGAAAAUGCACAUAGAAACAACCAGGAACAUUACAUUCAACAUGGGAAUUCAAAUGUUAGAAAUGAGACUCAACUACUUCAAGAACAACAGAAACAACUACAAAAAUCAAAACAACAACCAACAGGUACAGAUACUGUUCCUAGAAAUCAGUUUAGACCACAACAAGGUCUCAGUUUUAGUCACAGUAAUUCCCCGAUUAUGGGCUUUGGGAUGGAUAAACACAAUCUGCAAUUACAAACCCAAUAUCAAAAGAGUCAUCGCCAUGGGGUCAAUCAAACGAAUUCAAUUUCAGGAGAUAUACAAAAUCCUAGUCCUGAACAAGAUUUUAGAAAUAGUUUGAUAAACAACAAUGGAAAUAAUAACACCGUCAAUUAUAGUCCCAAUCAACUUUAUAAAGAACAAAGACAAUUAUUGAAUGAUGAUUAUUCAUCAACAAUAACCAAAUCUAACGAUUCAAGAGGUUCCAGAGCAAUUUCCACUAAUGAUGGCACCGAAACAGAAGUCAGUACAAACCAGGCAUUAUUAACUGGUAGAAUGCCAGAAGAAGAAACCAAGGCCGCCAGUGAAUUAAAUAAUAUCAUCCAUCCAAUCACCGCAACGGAUAUGGAGAGGUUUAUCUAUAUGUUUGCUGAUAGAUUUUUCCAUAUACAUCAACAUGAGUAUCCACAAACAGUAAAAGUUUUCCAAGAAUUCAAACUGUCAUUUUUUAACGAAAGGAUUAUGAAUAAUAGAACACCAAAGCAACUACAGCAGCAGGCAACUAUCUCUCAACAUUCGCAACUGCAACAAUCACAAUUACAACAGCCCCAACAACUAUCGCCUUCUAUGCAGCCAACACAACAAAUACAACAACCAAUGAUUUACCAUCACAAUAGUAGUCGUCAGCAACAACAGCAACAUAAUAGAAAUGCAAUGUCUUCGCAAUUACCAGCUCUUGUUGCUGCAACUACUAGUUUGGUCAAUAAUAAUACACCAAAUAUGUCGCAAAAGAAUGCUAAUUCUACCAUGGUCUUGAACACACAUUCAAAUACACACCAAAGACAACAACAACAACAACAGCAGCAGCAGCAACAGCAUCACGAACAUCAACAACCACCAACUUUACCUGCUCCAUUGCAGAAAAUUGACAAUUCAAAGAAUCAACAAUUAGUAAUGUCGCCAUCUCCAAUGGAUACAUUAGUACAACUUCAAUUACGUCAACAAGGCACACAAAGUAGCUUACAACAGCAACAACAGCAACAGCAGCAACAACAACAACAAAUUUCAAAUUUUGAUGAUUAUUUACGGUCAAUGAAUGCACAAACUUUGUUAAAUGCCCAAUCAAAUUCUACAAGAAAUAAUGGGCUAAAUGAAGUGAAUCUAGAUAGAAAUCAAAGGAUGUCAAAACCAUGA